AUGACCGAAGUUCAAGCUCCAGCUCCAGCUCCGCGAGCUCCUACAGAGCUCUCAUUCCCCCUUCCUAAAGCUCUACACACGACUGCGCACAUUCACCUCACGGCGCUGGACACCUGCGCAAUGAUAUUCCUGGCGACUUCAACAGCUGGCGAGUCGACAGGGAGUACAAGGCCCAUGGGUAGUUUCAUUUACGCCAUGCCCGACCGCACGUCGCCUCGCUCCACUAUCUCUACAACCUUGUACACCACUGCCUCGACGGAGGAAUACGCUACGCGGAUAGCUAAGAUUCUGGCGCGGCGAAUGGGCGUUCCUGUCUACCUCGGAUGCAGCAUUGACCCGGUCGCUCUUGGUCUGCUGCCUGAGGAGGAGAUGGAGGGGCUGACGAGCAUUGUGGAUAAAGUCAUGGCGAAAUGGGAAGCCCGUGACAGGUAG
Molecule: messenger RNA, 432 nt
Organism: Aspergillus mulundensis
Lineage: Eukaryota; Fungi; Ascomycota; Eurotiomycetes; Eurotiales; Aspergillaceae
Product: proteasome assembly chaperone 4 family protein
Exons: 2
Coding region: 1-432 (143 amino acids)
Biological process (GO): proteasome assembly
Source: RefSeq, a predicted model, not a curated record